AUGUCUCGUAUAGAAGACAAGAAAGACACAAUGGGAACGGGAUUUCGCAAAAUAGAUAUCGACGAAUUCAACGAAAAUAAUUUUAAAGAAGAAGAGGCUGAUGCUAGUUUGACAGGAACAACUGGAAAACAUGCUGAAGCUUUGAUAUCAGCGUUAAAAGCCGCACCACUAGAGUCUAAAAAUCAACAAGUUAAGGAUAACGCAAGAAAUGUAACACAAAAAAUAUUAUUAAGUAUAAAAUCAAAUCAAAUGGACGACGUUAUUGCUCAAUUGGAUAGAGAACUUAUGGAUGUUUUGAUGAAAUACAUUUAUCGUGGUUUUGAAAUACCAUCUAAAGACAGCAGUUCACAUUUAUUAUUGUGGCAUGAAAAAGUUUACAGUAUCAGUGGUAUUGGAAGUAUUGUUAGAGUGUUUACUGACAGCAAAAGAGUUUAA
This is a messenger RNA of Cotesia congregata, 435 nucleotides long. The record is from the annotation of a GenBank genome assembly. NCBI's taxonomy places the organism in Eukaryota, Metazoa, Arthropoda, Insecta, Hymenoptera, Braconidae.